AUGGAGAAGCACAGUUGUACAACAUGCGGACAAUGCUUCCCCAAUUGGAGAUCUCUUAGAGGUCACAUGAGAUCUCAUGUUGUGCUGAGCCCUCCCAUGAAGGAUGAAGACAAGUCGUUGAGCGAACAUGGCCUUAUAAUCAAUCCAAAGAAGUCGCAGCGGUUUGAGAUGGAGCGACUGGAGAAUUUUAAGGAUAAGAACCGUGUCAAGCUAGAGAAGGAUUCCUCUUCAUUGAAUGCAUCGUUUCAGAUAACCAGGGAAGAGCUCAUUCAUGGGGACAACGAUGAUGAUUUAAGGAGCAGGGGAACUUACAAAUCGAAUGAAAUGUUGGGCCAACCUUAUGGUAAGUUGAGUAUAUUUUCAAUGCCGCCGAAGAAGAAGAAGAAGACGGGGAGUGCACCAAAGGUUGCAAAUGUGUCUAUUUCUCUUACAAUUGGAUUUGGAAAUAAAGUUCAUUCUUUUCCUUCUGAGGAUGAAGGUCAACAGUCCAAAAAGCCAAAGAGUUUUUGCAACAGAAAAAUGUAUGUCUGCAAAAUCUGCAACAAGCGCUUUGAUUCAUAUCAAGCUCUUGGCGGCCACCGCACAGGACACAAUAAACAAGAAUUUCCAUCUGGGCAAGCUCUAGGCGGCCACAUAAGAUCACAUUCUAUUGCAGCAGAUAAUUCUGACGUUGUUGUUGUCGUUUCUAGUGCUCAAAGUGCUUGUCCUCAUCCUCAUCCACCCCCAAUGGAGAUGGAUAAUGACUGUUAG
Phalaenopsis equestris is the source of this 750-nucleotide messenger RNA. Its product is annotated as zinc finger protein ZAT1-like. Gene Ontology annotation, molecular function: DNA-binding transcription factor activity. The record is from RefSeq and is a predicted model, not a curated record. The coding region runs from base 1 to 750 and encodes 249 amino acids. The transcript is spliced from 4 exons. Lineage: Eukaryota; Viridiplantae; Streptophyta; Magnoliopsida; Asparagales; Orchidaceae.